This is a messenger RNA of Oncorhynchus nerka (sockeye salmon), 1650 nucleotides long. Its product is annotated as ankyrin repeat and SOCS box protein 5-like. Gene Ontology annotation, biological process: protein ubiquitination; positive regulation of protein catabolic process; intracellular signal transduction. NCBI's taxonomy places the organism in Eukaryota, Metazoa, Chordata, Actinopteri, Salmoniformes, Salmonidae. The record is from RefSeq and is a predicted model, not a curated record. The transcript is spliced from 7 exons. Bases 56 to 985 code for a protein of 309 amino acids. Gene Ontology annotation, molecular function: protein binding.
GUUUUAGACUGGAUCAUGGUGCACUGUGGUGCGGGGACUGAUAGCUGAUGUAAACAUGCCUGAAGUUCCGUCUGCAGAGAGCUCGAGCGAGCAGCAGCCAGAAAACACGUCGAGGAAAAGAACGUUAGAGAACACAGAUGAUUACACCGCAAAAAAUAAACCACGCUGUUGGGGUAUUUUAACUAGCCAAGGGUCAUGGGCGGACCGGUCCCCUCUCCACGAGGCAGCGUGUCAUGGCCGUCUCCUGGCCCUCAGGACCCUACUCUCACAGGGUUACAACGCAAACAUCCCUACCAUAGACCAUGUGACGCCGUUGCAUGAGGCUUGCCUGUCAGACCACGCGUCGUGCGCCAAGGCGCUCGUCGCAGCUGGUGCCAAUGUAAAUGCCACCACCAUUGAUGGGGUGACGCCACUGUUCAAUGCCUGCUCAGCGGGCAGUGCCACCUGUACAGAGGUACUGCUGGAAAACGGUGCCAAGCCCCAGUCAGAGAUGUGCCAGCCCUCGCCCAUACACGAAGCCUCCAGCAAAGGCAGAAGUGCUUGUCUGGAGGCACUGAUCACAUGGGGAGCAGACGUGGACUAUGAUAUUCCUCACCUGGGAACCCCCCUGUACAUCGCCUGCAUCUCCUCAGGACUCCAGUGCACACAGAAACUCCUCGAAGGAGGGGCCAAUGUGCAGAAGGGCAGGUUCCUGGAGAGCCCGCUCCAUGCAGCAGCUCAGAAGGACUGUACUGAGAUCAUCAAUGUGUUGUUAGAGUUUGGAGCGAACAUUAACGCUAAAAACCUAGAGCUGAAGAGACCGGUGGAGUCAGCCCCACCUAACAGCUCAGCAGAGGAGACGUUACUGCUGUAUGAAGCAACACCUCAGUCACUAUGUCAACUGUAUCGUCUCAGUGUUAGAGAUUAUAUGGGUCGAUCUCGACUACACCUCAUCCCUCAGUUACACCUCCCCAACCCUCUCAAACGCUUCCUCCAGUACAGAUAGAACACAACGCUCUCUCUCUUUCUGUCUGUCUGUCUGUCUGUCUGUCUGUCUGUCUGUCUGUCUGUCUGUCUGUCUGUCUGUCUGUCUGUCUGUCUGUCUGUCUGUCUGUCUGUCUGUCUGUCUGUCUGUCUGUCUGUCUGUCUGUCUGUCUGUCUGUCUGUCUGUCUGUCUGUCUGUCUGCCUCUCUGUCUGUUGCUCUCUCCCUUCCCCUCUCUGUUUCUCUCUGUCUUCCUCUUUCUCUCUCUUUCUAAAUGAGAGAGCAUCGUCAUGAUAGAGGAUAUUCUUUCUCCCACCCUGUCUCUUUCUCUCUGUUUCUCUCUCCGUCCAUCUUUAUCAUCAAGGGAAUGUUUUAUUACUCACUGAACCUUGUUUCUUUUUAACCCAGAACCUCAAAUGCACCGAAUCCCUCCCAUUCACUGACAUCUGUUUCCACUCUUUCUCUGUAUAUUCUGUUACAUUGACCAAAACAACAACUCUUAUGCUAAUCAGAUGUACUGUGAAUAAUAUUGCAUUUCAAUUAUUUUCUUAUAUAAUAUUAGCCAACUAAUAUAUUAACGUGACCCGUAUAUGCAUAACUCACUGAAAAAUGUACAGUAUUUUGCCAAAACUCAUUUCACAUACCUCUCACCUGUUUCACUCUAAUAAAUAAGAAUGUUAUUCCAUGA